AUUCAGGCCUUCAUCAGGUGCCACAUAUGUAAUACUCAGUCCAUUCUCCAGGCACAGCUGAUCAACAAGUCAGACCGGUACAAUAUGAAAGUUAAGUCAAAUCGCAGCGAGAGAACAGGAGGAAACACAUCCAGCAAAGACAUCCAGCACUCCGGGGAACUACAGGCAUUUCUGUUUUUGGCAACAUGGACAUGCUGACUGCAAGGAGGAUUGUCCUACUGGGAAAAACCGGAGUUGGGAAAAGCAGCCUGUGUAACACCAUAUUUGGAGAGGAUGUGUUCACGAUAAACCAUUCUUCCCUCUCAUCUAGUCUGUCUCAUGCAGAAACCAAGUCUGCCAGCGGGAAAAGCAUCACAUUGAUCGACACUCACAGUUUUUUUGACACGUGUGGGUCAGAGACGGUGCUCAAGGCUGAGAUAGUGAGGUGUAUCACAGAGUGCGCCCCUGGGCCUCAUGCUUUUCUAAUCGUGCUCAAAGUGGAGAAAUUCACAGAGCAGGAGAAGGAAGUCAUCAAAAAAAUAUGCCAAUGUUUCUCUGAUGAUGCUCUAAAAUAUGCUGUAGUUGUCUUCACUCACGGUGACCAGCUCCCAGAGGGGAUGAAAAUUGAGGAGUUUGUCAGUCAGAAUAUAGAUCUGAGCGACCUGGUGAACAAGUGCGGAGGCCGCUGUCAUGUUGUUGAUAAUAAAUACUGGAAGAACGGCGGAGACGACGACUACAGAAGUAAUCAGCUCCAGGUGGCAAAGCUGCUCAACACAGUAGACAAGAUGAUUGAGGCAAACAAAGGAAGUUGCUACACCAACGAGAUGCUCGAAGCAUGUGAGAGACAAAUACGACAAGAGGAAGAACGCAUUAAACAGACAUUAGGAAACAUGUCACUGGCAGAAAUGAGAAAUAAGGCGAAAAUAAGUGUUUUUGACACGUUGCUGAUCAGAUUAGCAGGUACUGCAACAGGUGUAUUGUUAGGAGCUCUGCUUGGUGUGACAGCGAUGGUUGCAGCAGCUGUCGGUAAUUUUCACAAUCAAUCAGAUUUGUCAGCACUAGCUUUAACAGUAAGACAAAGCGGUGCAACGGCUGCUCUACGGGAGGCAGUAAGGGGCGGUCAGAUGGGAUAUACUGCAGGUGAAGGAGCCAAUAGUCCAGGGGAAGCUAUAGACAAGACAGUAAAGGCUAUCUGGAAGUAAUCUGCUUUACAGCAGAUUAAAGCAUUAACAAGUGGAGUAAGUGGGCUAUGGGCUAUGAAUUUUAUGGAUGUGUGAGAAAUUUACAUUAUUAGUUUAGGUUUAAAUACGUGAGAAAACUGUUAAAAAGCAGUACAAGAAAAGGGGUGUCGUUCCAGGUUUCAAAGGCUUAAUAUUUUAAGCUUAUUCAUUUCUAAGCUUAUUCAUUAUAUCCACAUUACUGAUGAUUAAUUAGCAAACAAAUCUCAAUGUGUAAAUAUAUAUUUUUUUAAAUCACCAAGUUUCAACCCUACAAUAUCUUGGCAAUAUUCAUAUUAAGCUAAUAUUGGAAAAAAUAUUAUUCUCCAUAUUGCCUGGCCCUAUAACUUCCUGAUAAUUCCUGUCAGCUGAGAAAAUCUGUGGGGUUUUUUUACCGAUACAGAGUAAAUAUUUGAUAUAUAUAUUUGAGAAAAUAUUGAUGGUGCAUGUGUAAGGGAAAUGGAAAGAGGUAUCAAUUAUGGAAAUGAUAUUAUUAGACUACCAUGAGAUAACUUUUUUGAAAGAUGAAAAUUGUUUAUAAUCUGAAAAUAUCUAUAACUAUAAACUUUACUCUUUCCAUGAAUAUGACAUGCUAAAUACGCUUUAUCGAAAUGUUUGUUUUUGCAUUUUGUUUGAGAGACUCAAGAAGUAAACAGCUUUGUUGUCUGGUGAUAAGAUGUUGUUUUUUCCCCCAAGUCUCUUAUCUGUUGUUUCAACACAUUCACUGACCUUGGGUGGUCGUACUUUGUAAUAUUUCCCUAUGUUAAUCAAACUCAAUUACAUCUGUGAAAGAUGGACAUUUAUUAUAAUACAGCAUAAUUUUAAAAAAAAUAUUUACUCUUUAUUAUACGCUUUCCAUGACUUUUGGAUGCUGAGAAAUGCUUUACCAUUAUUUUUUCCUGAAUGUUUGUUGAAUGUUAUUCAAGUUAUUGCAUGUUACAAGUUCUAUAAGAAUUAAACACCUGUGGGCUUUUAAGCGUU
This is a messenger RNA of Plectropomus leopardus (leopard coralgrouper), 2177 nucleotides long. Its product is annotated as GTPase IMAP family member 7-like. Gene Ontology annotation, molecular function: GTP binding. Lineage: Eukaryota; Metazoa; Chordata; Actinopteri; Perciformes; Serranidae. The record is from RefSeq and is a predicted model, not a curated record.